Molecule: messenger RNA, 612 nt
Organism: Cuscuta europaea
Lineage: Eukaryota; Viridiplantae; Streptophyta; Magnoliopsida; Solanales; Convolvulaceae
Source: the annotation of a GenBank genome assembly
GUUUCUCCUUCCCGUCAAAACAGCCCCUUUCUCCUUCCCGUCAAAACAGCUCGACCUUCUCUCUUCCGUCCAAGACACCUCCCUCUCUGGGAAGCUUCUUCCAUCGAUCUCUCUUCCCAUGCCCGGAGCAACAUUUAGCAGUCGAUCUUCCUUCCGCACAGGGUCUGAACGCUUCUCUCUUCGCCGGUCUUCCUCUCUGUUGCACCACGCCGAUAUUUCUCUUCGCACGGCCAUGGCGACUUCUCUCCGCCGGUCCACCUCUCUGAGCUUCGACGUGCCUAUUUGCUGCAUCUCCACUGGUCCGCCUCUGAAGAAGGUCGACGAACCUCUACAUAGGGACUUUCCUCUCCGAUCUUCCUUUAUUGUUCUUCCCCUUUCAGAUCUGGGGGGUUUUCCUUCUUAUAUUUUCCAGAUCUGUGUUGGUAGCUGGGUGACUCAGGUGGGAUAGGGGUAGGGAGUUGUUUUGGGCGAGGUUUGAAAGUAGGAUGUGACUUGAGGGGCUGGAGUGCGUUGUUGCUGGGCAGGGCUGGGGCGGGUGUUGUGGGGCUAGGGCCUGGUGAUUGGGACGGGGCUGGUGGAGGGGACCAGUGGGGAUUGGUCACGCCAGAAUCC